AUGGGCGACAGCGCUGCGAACGGAGAGGCUGAGGCAAACGCCGCCUCCCCAAGCUCCGCACUCGCCUCAGAUGCCUCUCCCGCCAAGACUUCUGCGCCCAGCGGAUGUGCAGCAGACGCUCCAGCCCCCUCAGACGACGCUUCAGAGACGGGCAGGCCCCCGUCGAAACGUCCGCGGGCUUCCGGCGAUGACGCGCAACCGGCAGGCGAAUCCUGCGGCGGUGACGCAGGCGAAGGAGAUGCAGACGGUGCCUUGGAGACGAGCGGGAUCUCGUCUCUGAGCGGCGCUCAUGAAGAGCGAAACGAAGCCGAAGAUGCGGCGCAGAGAGCGCGACAGCAGCAGCUGUACGCCUCAUUCCUCCCUCAAGGCAUGCUGGACGAGUUCGUGCAUGCAGCUUUGUCUCUCGAUGCUUCACUUUCGGCGUCUUCGGCGCGCGAAGGCGCUGGGAACGCGGCGGAGGCGCCGCCCGCCAGGUGUACGUACACCGCAGCGUCGCUUUCGACGGGAUGCGAAGGGCCUCCGCGAUCCAGCGCAGCCUCUCAUCCUCAAUCUCCCGCAGAAGCGUUCCUCAGGUCAGACCGGCAAAGUCUCCUCGCGUUUGCCUCGCUCUUUCACCUUCUUGUCGCGGGCAGAGGCGUAGAGCCGAGGCUGCUGGAAGAAGCUGCAGCGGCAGACCGGCUUGAUGCAGAGGAGGGGCGUAUUUGGGGGGUGAAAGCGGCGGGCGAUGAAAGCGGCCUGCAGGAAGGCGGGGCCGAGAGGAGAGAGUUUUCAGUGGAGACGACAGCCGGCAGGGCGGGCGGCGCGAGCGAAGCGUGGGGCGAGAAAAGGAGGAAGCUUGAAGCCGGCUGCGGUGCAGCGAGUCUGGGCUACGGGCACGACGGCGAAAGGAAGUCCGUCAAAGAGGAACAGAUGGCGAAGCAACUCGCCUCCUCCCCUCUGGUGUUCAUGCGCGGGCGCCACAGUCGCGAACUCCUGGUGCGGCAGCUGCUCAAACAUCUAAAGGGAGAAGACGAUACCGCGCUUCAACAAGGCAGCAAAGAAGGCUCGCCGCGCGCCGCGCCUGGCGUCCCAGGCUCACAAACGCCUCCCAGGGCGAGUGUACGUACACCUCCCGCUGCGGUCUUCGAGGGGUGGAUGAAGGCGCUGAAGGUCUUCCUCUCGUUUCUCUCCUCCAGUGCGCUCAUCGGCAGCCACGCGAAGUCGGUCGCAGUUAUCGCAGUUUUCGAGCUUUUGCUUCGGCUGCUCGCUCCCGAGGAAGAAAUUUUGGCGUCUUCUUCCGCUCUGUUCGCCUCCUCUUCUUCACUGUCUGCGGCGCUCUCGACUGCCUCUCCGCGCCCUGCAGCCCAGGCGCGAAAUGACAAUUUUGAGGAAGCUUCUUCGGGUGCCGAAGCGUCAAAGAAAUCAAAGAAGAACGGCCCGGAGACCUCGAGUCGCCCCGUCCUUGACUUUAACAACUUCGGAGACCUCCUCGUCGAGUUUGUUCGAGCCGUUCCCCUGCUGGAGAUCGGAACGACGGUUCAGUUCCUGGAGCGAAACAAGCGAAGUCUGAUCGCCGCUUUCCACCGAAAGGGCCGAGAGUGUCUCUCUGCCGCAGGCGCGAGGCAGCCGGACCCGGCGCAAGCGAAACGAGCUCUUCAGGCCGCAGGAGCGAAGGUGAUUGGGAUGGUGAAAAGCAUCGAGGAGCCGCUGAUGCAUGCGAAUGAGAAACAGUUCAUCUUCGCGCUCCGGCGCCUGCUGAUGGAGACGCUCUCUCUCACUCACGCAGGCCUAUCAAACAGAACGAUGCAGCGGGCGGAAUCGGCGGCUGUGGUGCUGGACAGCCCUGAUGCCUGGAACGCACUGAGCCGUUUUGAAGCCGGCGACGCGUCGCCUUCGCCGCGCGCGUCUCCGGCGCCUGACCGCAGCCCUGGAAAGAAGCUACCUGGGAAGGCCUCGCCGUCUGGAGGGUCUGCACCGUCGGGCGGCGUCGCGCAGGGCGGGAAAUCCAGCGGAAGCGGAAAGACCGAAGAGAAAAAAUCCACGACGGACUCUGCAGCGGCGGGCGGCGCCUGCUCCUACACAGUCUACGCGGCAUACGGCAAGGCUUUGGCCUUUCUGCAAGCGCCCGACCUCGUCUUGGAGCAGCCGCCUGAGGUGGCGGCGGAUAUUCUCGCCUCACUGGACAUAGUUCUGUCCUACUUCCAGAGGCACCCCACAGUCGCUGGCGGAGCGGAUCUCGCGGCUGCGGCGACCGCGGAGGGCGAAGACCGCCGAGACGCAGGCGCGGAGCGCGCCGGGGAGAAUCUUCUUCUGCUCUCGAGCUGCAGCGGCGGCAGCCGGUACCUGCCCGCGGGCUCUUUCCGCGAAGCCAUCGACACGCCCUUCUUCCGCCGAGAGCUUCUCACGAGCGCCUGCGUCGCGUUCCACUUCCUUGGCCAAGCCGUUGGGCCGCUGCUCCAGGAGAAGGCCCGCGGCGCCGAAGCUGGCGCGAAGGGGACUGCGGCCGGCAAGAAGGAGACAGUCGCCGGCAGGCCUGCCGCCGGCGCCGGGGAGACCGGCGCGCCCGCGCAACGCAUGCAGGCGAAAAUCCGAGAAAGCUACAAGGCACUGAGCGAAAAGACGAAGAAAGCGCUUGGCGCACUGGAAGCUCGCGUCUGGGCUUUGGCUCGUGAGACUUUCGACACGUCCUCCCUCUCUUGCUCACCCUCCCUGCCUCGGGGGUCAUCGCUCUCUGCACUCUCUGCUCUGCCGCCCCAGUCCUCCGGAUGUCCGUCCAAGCGCGCCUCUCCGCCCUUCGCCUUUGCGAGGAUGCAGGGCGAUGCGGAGGACGCGAAAAGCAGCGUGGAGAAGCUGCUGCACACAGAGCAACUCUGGGUGUGCUGGAAAGACCGAAAUUGCUUCGACUCAGUGUUGAAGCCCGUCGGCGCGGAUUCGCUUUCCUUCUCCGCGGAGGACGUCCCUGGACCCCGGCUGCUGCCGUUCGCCGUCCAGGCCGCACUCGCCACCGUUAGUCCACAGAAGGUUUCUCCGGCAAAGGCGACGAAACCCGCGGACCCCGCCGCAAGCAAGGCUGCGGCCGCGAACGAGAAGAGCCUUGCGGCCGCGACGUGCUCCACAGGCUCCGGAGUCGCUGGCUCCGGCGGAGCCAGCGCUGAGGAGUCCGCGGCGAAGGCCGGGAAGGAUGGGCCUGAGAAGGGCGCGGAGAAAGGCGCAGAGAAAGGCGCAGUGAAGAGCGAGAAGAAGGCUGUCGACACUGAGGUCAAGGCAACAGACUCCGCCGCGAAAGACAAAAGGGCCGCUGGUGGCGGCGACAAGGCACCGAGCGCCAAGGCUACCGGAGUUAGUCCUCAGCGGGGUCAGGAGAAAGAAGACGCGGCGAAGGAUGAGAACGAUGUGCGAACUCGGCUUCUCGAAGACGCCAAAAAGCUCGCGGCGCAAGCUGAAGCAUCGAAAGCCUCUUGGUGGCCCCAGGCCAAUGGAGGCGCGACGACGAAGCCCAGUCGAGAGGGCGCGACGAUGCGCCGCUUGGUGGAGUGGCUGCGCUUCUGGGAAGUCUCGGCGGCGGGCGCAGACCGAGCGGCCGCGGUGUUGGCGAUUCCUAAGCCGGUCAACCUCCUGCGGCAAGGCGCGGACUGGUUCCCCAGCAGCUCGCGCGACGUGCCCGCCAACUACGACGAUCUCCUCUUCAUGGAUAAGCUGAAGCUCAAGCUGAAGGAUCUCAUCCAGAAGAUGGACGACGACGAGAAUCCGGAGAAUGACGUGGAAGAGGAGGAGCGAAGCAAGCACAAUCCUGUCUUCGCGCUUCGACUCCAGCGGCUCUUCGGUCUGUUCUACGGCGACGCCUACGACGCCAUGCCAUACAAGGACACCAAGUGCGAAGAUCUGCGACAAGCGAUUGCAGAUUACGAGACAAAGGGUUUGGCCGCGCAGACGGGACUCAAGAGCGUGGAGAAGAGCCCAGUCGCGCCGGCGACCAAUCCAGGAGACGAAAAGACGGAGAGCUGA
Messenger RNA from Besnoitia besnoiti, 3984 nucleotides. RefSeq lists its product as uncharacterized. The coding region runs from base 1 to 3984 and encodes 1327 amino acids. Lineage: Eukaryota; Apicomplexa; Conoidasida; Eucoccidiorida; Sarcocystidae. The transcript is spliced from 12 exons. The record is from RefSeq and is a predicted model, not a curated record.